AUGACUGGAGCAAAUUCGGGCUCAACAUGCGCAACCGCAGGCGCAAGGACACGCUUCACGGUGGCACCUGCUGCAAGGGGCGCAGAGCCGUCUGUGACGCGGUCUGGCGGGGGCGGCGGUGACGGGGGCGUUGACGGCGGGGGCGGCGGCGGCGGCGGCGGCGGCGGCGGCGGGCAGCGGGUCACUGUGCCCUGGCGGCGCGCCCGGGACGCCCGCCAGCGGACCUCGCCCCGCCACGCCGCGGCCGCCGCCGCCGCCGCCCCCGCCCCCGCCCCCGCCGCCGCUGCCCGGGCAGGGCAGACGCAGACGGCGACGCCGACGCCGGCGGUGCGAGGCGGGCGAGACGCCGGGCCGGCGGCGCCGCAGCUCGGCGCGCCAUUGGCCGGCGCCGGUCACGUGGCCGGCGGCGGGCGGGCCGCCUGGUGGGGGCGGGCCCGCGGUUCGAGACUCAGUGCAAAGUGGCGCGCCGCCGGAACAUGCCCUAGUGAUCGCCACGGCCACCCUGGCAGCGAACCCGAGACGUCCACUCCGGGCGCCAAUGACUUCCGCAUAGCAACACAUGUACAUCAACAGUUGUCAGAAUCUCAUUUCGAUAGCAACGCUAGUACUACAGCCGUCUUCGUGAGUGUGGCACGGAAUCGUGGCGGCUACGACGGUAAACAUAGGAUAGUGGGCGGGAGGCGCGGGCGCGGGCGCGGGAUUCCUGACAACAAUGCCAGCACAGAGCAGCGAGCGUGCUGGCGGGGCGCCAGCGGCGCGCCGGCAAGAAUGUGUCACGUGCGGCGCGGGGCGGCGGGCGGGGGGGCGAUGGAAGAAUUGGUUGACUACUCUAAUUACAAAAUGAACUAUGCAUUAUAUUUGCAAGAGGGUAAAGUAUAUUAUGAAAAGUGCACUACUGGACCCGCUCUCAGGUCCGACACGACCCAUCACGCAGACCUCGCGCUCGCUUUUUCCCGCAGCUCGCCGCCUGGUCUGACAGUCGACGCGUAA
Messenger RNA from Schistocerca piceifrons (Central American locust), 990 nucleotides. RefSeq names its product alanine and glycine-rich protein-like. Lineage: Eukaryota; Metazoa; Arthropoda; Insecta; Orthoptera; Acrididae. The transcript has 6 exons. The record is from RefSeq and is a predicted model, not a curated record. Bases 1 to 990 code for a protein of 329 amino acids.